GCACCUCCUUCAUUGUCUGAGUAAAGGCACCGGGAGUGGAUCCGCCGCUCGCCUCACUGUAAUCCCGUCUCUCCAAGGCUCACUCGCUCAGUCGUCCGCCAUGGCGACCGCAGGAAGCCUCCUCUCCGGUGCGAGCCGCAUCUGAAACUCCGCCGGGGAAUUCAUUUUGUCCCACUGCGGCUGGACGUGGAUGUAAAGAAAUCUCCCCCCUUCAGCUGGGAAAUACUUGCGUGUGGACAAGCCCGCAUUUUCGAGAGAAGGGGGUUGGGCAGUGAGCAGUGCAGCGCACCAUGGCAGAGCCAGAUUUGGAACCAAUGUCCUCUGGAGCAGUGCAACGCCUUGGAGCCCCAGAGACUCUUGGCAUCAGCACGUUGGACCCCGGGCACAGACCCCCAGCUAUGCCCCCUGGCCGACAUGUCACCAUCAGGGUCCGUAUGUUGGACAACACAGAGGAGCUCUUUGACAUCUCGCAAAAAGCCUCGGGCAAGGUGCUGUUUGACCUGGUGUGCUCCCACAUGAAUCUCAUCGAGGGCGACUACUUUGGCUUGGAGUUUCAGAACCACCAGAAGAUGAUGGUUUGGUUAGACCAUAUCAAGCCCAUUAUCAAGCAACUCAGACGGCCGAAACACACCACCUUGAGGUUUACUGUGAAGUUCUUUCCCCCGGACCACGCUCAGCUGCUGGAGGAGCUGACGAGGUACCUGUUCGCCCUGCAGGUCAAACAGGAUCUUUCCUGUGGACGUCUGACCUGCAACGACAGCAGUGCGGCGCUGAUGGUUUCCCACAUUAUCCAGUCUGAGAUUGGGGAUUUUGAGGAGAGCCAGUGCCGGUCACACCUCCUCAACAACAACUACAUCCCGGAUCAGAUGCCCCUGAUUGACAAGAUCAUGGACUUUCACUCAAAGAACAUAGGUCAAACACCAGCAGAAUCCGACUAUCAGUUACUAGAAGUGGCUCGCAGGCUGGAGAUGUACGGGAUCCGUCUCCACCCUGCCAAGGACCGCGAGGGCUCGAAGCUGAGUCUGGCUGUGGCUCACACAGGUGUCCUGGUCUUCCAGGGAAACACGAAGAUCAACGCCUUCAACUGGUCUAAAGUCCGUAAGCUGAGCUUCAAGAGAAAACGUUUCCUCAUUAAGCUGAGGCCAGAUCUAAAUAAUUCAUAUCAGGACACCCUGGAGUUUCUAAUGGCCAGCAGGGACUGCUGUAAAGUCUUCUGGAAGAUCUGCGUCGAAUAUCACGCCUUCUUCCGGCUCUUCGAAGAACCCAAACCCAAGCCGAAGCCCGUGCUUUUCACGCGAGGCUCCUCCUUCAGAUUCAGCGGCCGCACACAGAAGCAGGUGAUGGAUUACGUGAGGGAGUCUGAGUUUAAAAAGAUCCCGUUUGAAAGGAAACACAGUCGGGUCCAGUACAGCUGUCGGGUCCAACACAACAGUCGCCUGUCGCCAUUGCCUUCCCCACGUCACCAUGAAGUGCCAACAGAAAGUGGUGUUCCCACGGACAGAGUCGACUCCCCCCCUCGGCGUCACUGGAAGGAGUCGGCGCUGGUGAGCGCAGAGGACCCGUCGGCUUCACGGACAGCGAGAACGAGCCCCUCCCAUCAGAGAAACGGCCACGAAGACAGAACGGGGUCCAGGACGGAGGAGGCGAGGGGCUCUGUGCGGCAGACCCACCCGGAACAUCCAACUACAGAAGUGGUUUCCAACAGCCCUCACUUAUCAGCCUCCCCUGGGCACAGGAUGGUCAACGGUCAGAAGUCCCUGGACCUGUGCGGCCACAGCCCCGACGGCCGGCAACCUUCGCCCCUCACCAGCCCGCUGCUCAACGACGCCUGCAGCGUUCGCACCGACGAUGAGGAUGAGGUCCGGAGGAAGAGGUUUCCGACAGACCGAGCCUACUUCAUCGCCAAGGAGCUGCUGACCACAGAGAGGACGUAUCUGAAGGACCUGGAGGUGGUGACUGUGUCUUUCCAGAGUGCCGUGGGGCAAGAUGAGGCCACUCCAGACUCCCUGAGGAGCACCAUCCUCUCCACCUUCGAGCCCCUGCACAAGUUCCACACAGGUUUUCUCAGGGAGGUGGAGCAGAGGCUGGCUCUGUGGGAAGGUCGCUCCAAUGCACACAUUAAAGGAGACUACCAGCGCAUCGGAGAUGUCAUGUUGAAGAACCUUCAAGGUCUGAAGCCCCUGACAAUAAACCUGAACAAGCAGUCGGACAUCCUGCUGGAGCUGGAGAAGGCGUGCAAGGGUUCCCGCAAGUUGGAGAGUCUUUGCAGGGACUUCGAGCUGCAGAAAGUCUGCUACAUCCCGCUCAACGUGUUCAUUCUGCGGCCUCUGCACCGCCUCAUUCACUACAAGCAGAUACUGGAGCGUCUGUGUAAACACUACCCAGCUACUCAUGUGGACUUCAGGGACUGCAGAGCCGCUCUAGCGGACGUGUCUGAGGUGGUGGACCAGCUCCAGGGAAGUCUAAUCAAGAUGGAGAACUUCCAGAAGCUUCUGGAGCUUAAGAAGGAUUUGAUUGGCGUCGACAAUCUCGUUGUUCCUGGUCGGGAGUUCAUCAGGUUAGGCUGCCUCAGCAAACUUUCUGGAAAGGGCCUACAGCAACGAAUGUUUUUCUUGUUUAAUGAUGUGAUUUUGUACACGAGUCGGGGGAUGACGGCGACCAAUCAGUUCAAAGUGCACGGCCAGCUGCCGCUCCAUGGCAUGACAAUCAGAGAGAGUGAGGAUGAGUGGGGGGUGCCUCACGCCUUCACGCUGGUUGGGCAGCGGCAGUCGGUGGUGGUGGCAGCAAGUUCUUUGACAGAAAUGGAGAAGUGGAUGGAGGAUUUAAGGCUCGCGAUAGAAAUGGCGAAAACCAGCAACGGCCCUUCGUGUGACCUCCUGACCAGCAUCCCGACAGACAACAAAUGCCCGGAGGACUCCUUGGUGGAGGCAGAGUCCGAGGACGACAUGACAGCUUCGCACACCUCGCUGGACAGGCCCGCCCCUCACCGUGGUAACACCAUGGUGCACGUGUGCUGGCACAGGAACACCAGUGUGUCCAUGGUGGACUUUAGCAUAGCCGUGGAGAAUCAGCUCUCAGGAAACCUACUGAGGAAGUUCAAGAACAGCAACGGCUGGCAGAAGCUCUGGGUGGUCUUCACCAACUUCAGCCUGUUUUUCUACAAGUCUCAUCAGGAUGAUUAUCCGCUGGCCAGCCUCCCACUGCUGGGCUACUCAGUCACCAUCCCCUCCGAGUCUGAGAACAUCCACAAGGACUACGUCUUCAAACUGCAUUUUAAAUCCCACAUCUAUUAUUUCCGAUCAGAGAGUGAAUACACGUUCGAAAGGUGGAUGGAGGUCAUCCGCAGCGCUACGGUGCCCUUAAGUCGCGCUCGUGUCCUCAACAGCAAAGAGACUCAUCCUCACUGAGUCGACUCACCUUGUCCCCACACGCUGUCUCCUCCGGGUGGCAUCCGCCCGUCCUGCCCCCCUCUCCUGGACUCUUUGCUUUUAUUUUCUACGCAUACCUGGGACAUUUGUACAUGUGUCCAUGCACAUUUGGUGCUUUUUAAUGCUUUAAUGGUGACAUGUCCGCUGGUUUAGACUGCAUCAGAGACUGCAUUUUUGGCAUUUUUACUCUCAACUCAGAAACCUCUUUUUAAGGAUGUCAUUUUAUACUGUUUUUCUAAUGGUCUGAACCACUUCCUAUCUUUCUGAUUUUACAUUUUGUCAUUGGUUGUUUUUAUGGCAGAAAACCCGUUGAUAUAGACUCCCAGCAUCCUUUCGUAGAUGGUUGAGCUGUCACUGCAUUGUCAUAAACCUUUUUUUUUUUUUUUGUCUACGUUUUACUGAAAACGGCUGCUUUGAAAAUGUCCUGCAAUUUCAGUGCCAAACUGGUUUAUAUUGGUGACAUUGUGGACUUUUUAAAUGCUAUUUUUUACCAUAAAAAUUUAAAAUCAUGUACCACCCUUUAACGUCAAUACUCCAAUGCUCCAGCCCAGCACAAAGUGUCCCCGUUAAAAAAGACAAAAAACGAAGGAGGUGAACAUGAAAUUAUUUCGUUGUAUUAUGGACAUAACCCUCGGAUGGAUCACAGUGUGGCCAGGGGUAGCUGUCAUCACCACUAAUGCCAUUUCAAGUAAAUAUUGUAUUAGCUGAUGUUUGUUAUAUUAAUACUCUCAGAGAGUUUUUUUGUUUUUUAACUAACUCUGACGUUCCCGUUCAGUUGUGUGAGAAAAUGUGUUCAUAAUCACUGUGUUAUGACGGCAAGUGUAAUUGAAAGCUUUAAAGAUAGCGUGUGAAACAACACUGACACUACUUUCAGUUCCAGACGCCUGUUGCCCUCACUGAUCUAGGCUGCCUCUCGUAUACAGGUCUUUUUUUUUCUUUUUUUUUCUAGGGUCUGAAUGAACGGAAAUAUGCAUUUGACAGGGUUUUGCAGUGAAGUAUAUGAGAUGGGAAAACCUCAGUUCUGAUGAGAAUUGCGGUGCUUUUUUUCCAGACAACAGAGAGCUCUUUGGAAAUGAAAGCAAUAAAAAAAAAACUUCCUCAAUCUUUGA
Messenger RNA from Mugil cephalus (flathead mullet), 4537 nucleotides. RefSeq names its product FERM, RhoGEF (ARHGEF) and pleckstrin domain protein 1 (chondrocyte-derived) (gene farp1). Gene Ontology annotation, cellular component: cytoskeleton. The coding region runs from base 291 to 3407 and encodes 1038 amino acids. The transcript has 27 exons. NCBI's taxonomy places the organism in Eukaryota, Metazoa, Chordata, Actinopteri, Mugiliformes, Mugilidae. Gene Ontology annotation, molecular function: guanyl-nucleotide exchange factor activity; cytoskeletal protein binding. The record is from RefSeq and is a predicted model, not a curated record.